Thyridium curvatum is the source of this 699-nucleotide messenger RNA. RefSeq lists its product as uncharacterized. NCBI's taxonomy places the organism in Eukaryota, Fungi, Ascomycota, Sordariomycetes, Thyridiales, Thyridiaceae. Gene Ontology annotation, biological process: transcription initiation at RNA polymerase II promoter. The record is from RefSeq and is a predicted model, not a curated record. Gene Ontology annotation, molecular function: promoter-specific chromatin binding; RNA polymerase II general transcription initiation factor activity. Gene Ontology annotation, cellular component: nucleus; transcription factor TFIID complex; SAGA complex. The transcript has 2 exons. The coding region runs from base 1 to 699 and encodes 232 amino acids.
AUGGCGUCAAUCCCACCGACUGAAAACCCUGCUGCAGCAGCUGCCGGGUCAGCAGCGGACCAAGCGCCCGCCCCUUCGGACGUUGCCGCCCCCGCCGGCGAUGUCGCAUCUUCACAGCAGACGAAUGGCGCCCCGGCCACCCAGCAGCAAGCAACAGCGGCGCCCGCAGUUGCACCAGCAGACGAUGCGCAGCCCUCCCUGCCGGACUCCCGACCGGUCACGCGCAAGGAUACCUCACUCAAGGACUUUCUCAACAAGAUGGACGACUACGCGCCGAUUAUCCCCGACGCAGUAACAAACUACUACAUGACCAAGGCGGGCCUGCCGCCUCCGCCGCAGACCGACCAGCGCCUCGCGCGCCUGCUGGCGCUGGCGACGCAGAAGUUCGUCGCCGACAUCGCCGCCGACGCGUACCAGUACAGCCGCAUCCGCGGCGGCAACACGAGCAGCGGGUCGAACCCCAUGGGCAGCCUGGGCGCCGCGGCGGGCGUGCCAGCGGGCGGUGCUGCGGCGGCGGGGGGCAGCAAGGAUGCGGCGGCUGGCGGCAAGGGCGGGCAGCCGCUUGGCGUGCAGAGGCCCGGGUACGGAGGCGGCGGGCAGGGCGGCGGGCAGAACAGGACGGUGCUGACGAUGGAGGACUUGGGGAUGGCGGCUGGGGAGUAUGGGGUGAACGUCAAGAGGAGCGAGUUUUAUCGGUGA